Messenger RNA from Glycine soja, 2181 nucleotides. RefSeq names its product zinc-finger homeodomain protein 4-like. The record is from RefSeq and is a predicted model, not a curated record. Gene Ontology annotation, cellular component: nucleus. The transcript has a single exon. Gene Ontology annotation, molecular function: transcription cis-regulatory region binding; DNA-binding transcription factor activity. Gene Ontology annotation, biological process: regulation of developmental process; regulation of DNA-templated transcription. NCBI's taxonomy places the organism in Eukaryota, Viridiplantae, Streptophyta, Magnoliopsida, Fabales, Fabaceae. The coding region runs from base 889 to 1749 and encodes 286 amino acids.
UCCUCACCACUAUCUGACACGCUGCUCCCCUCUAUAUGGCGUAAACUCGAUAGCUGAUAGUGCAAGCAAAGCAAAGCAAGCACCCCCCCACUUUUUUUUUUUUUUUUGGGUCUCUAGCUAAUCUGAAUCUCCCUCUCCUAAAACCUAACUGUGCAUUCCUCUUUGUCUGUUAAAAUCUGCUUUUUUGUCUCUCCCACACCACCUCUAUAAGCAGCUCCUGUUUAGUGCUUCACCACCAAAACUCUUUCUCUCUCUCUCUCUCUCUCCUUCAUCUUCUACUUCCUUCUAUUACUUACUCUAAUUCUACUCUCUUAACCAAAUCAUAUUUUCUCUUUUCUUCUAACCAACCAUGUCUGCAGCAUAAGGUUUUUCAUGUCAGUUUGCUCUAUCUUCUUCUUCAUCUCCAAUUGAGUUUAAAGAAAAGGAAGCUAUAGCUACAAGGGUUUGUUUGUAGCUGUUUUCAACAUUGAUUAUGAAUAUGAUCUUCUCGCUAGCUGAGACAUAGAGACUGUUAGUAGUUUCUCUCUCUCUGUCUCCUUUUGAAGAGAUAGAAAUUAGAAAACACCCAGAGUGGGAAAGUGUCUUGUUUGCUUAAAAAGUUGUCUUCUCAUGAUCAUAUCCCGUGUGCCCUACUUCUGAGUCUGUGCUUUAGUUUGUUGCUUUCUUCUCUUAAUUCACCUGAAGAUAAUGAGCUGGGUGGUAGCUAGUGCUCAACACCAUUAACUCUUAACCUUUGAUUUUGUUGCUAGUUACCUCAUCAUAAUUAACAAACAACGUUCUCAUUUGUUCCUAGCUAGCAACUAGCAAGCGGAGAAACUUUGCAAUCAUUUUGAUUAGACUCUUUGUUUCUUUUUUGGUAAUUAAGUCUCCAAAGCUAGCUAGGAAGGAAUGGAACUUUCGAGUCAAGAAGGAGAAAUCCCAAUCCCAAUAAACAGCAGUACUACAUAUGGACAUGGUAAUGGACAUGGACAUGGUCAUGGACACGGACUCAUGAUUCACCAUGACCAUAACCACAUUAUAUCCUCCUCGGCACCUUCAAACGGCAUACCAACUACUAUGCAGCAGCAGGAGGAGGAGGAGGAGGAGGAGGAUCGCUACAAGAAAGUGGUUAGGUACAGAGAAUGCCUGAAGAACCAUGCAGCAGCCAUGGGAGGGAAUGCAACUGAUGGGUGCGGUGAGUUCAUGCCAAGUGGAAAAGAAGGGAGCAUAGAGGCACUGAACUGCUCUGCCUGCCAUUGCCACAGAAACUUCCACAGAAAGGAAGUGGAGGGUGAGCCUCAGCAUCAUCUCAACAUCAACAGAAGAAGACUCAUUCUGGGCCCUCAUCCUGAGGCUCUUGGCUACCCUACAGCUGCAGCCAGAAGUGUCCCACCACACCAGAUGAUAAUGCCCUACAACAUUGGAAUUGGACACCACCUCCCUUCAGAAUCCGAUGAACAAGAAGAUGCUGCUGCUGGCGCUGGAAUGGUGCAGCUCAGUAGCCGACCCAGCUCUGCCCAGCUGGUCAAGAAAAGAUUCAGGACCAAGUUCAGCCAGGACCAGAAGGACAAAAUGCUCAACUUUGCUGAGAAGGUUGGCUGGAAAAUCCAGAAGCAAGAGGAGUCUGUGGUGCAACACUUCUGCCAAGAGAUUGGGGUCAAGAGAAGAGUGCUCAAGGUUUGGAUGCAUAACAAUAAGCACAAUCUCGCCAAAAAGAUCAACCCCCCUACUACUACUGCACCACCACCACCACCACCACCACCUCCUUAAUUAAUUAUCCCUUUAAUUUAAUUUCAGCUUUAUAAACUCCAUCCCGGCCCCCCCUCUACGCACGUACGUAUCUUUAAUUAUUAGCCUAGCCGCAAGUGUUUGUUCCCUUUCUUCAUCAAUUCCACUAUUGUAUCUCUCUAAUCAUCUUCAUCUCUUGCCACUGUUUGAGUUGAGACCAUAAAAAAUAAACCCACCAUUUAGCAGCUAGUUACCCAAUAUAUAUUCAUAUAUAUGUGAUCAUGUGCUCUAGUUUAGGAAAAUUACAUUUGCAUUGCGUCAAGUUUUAGUAGUUUCUGAGUGGUGUUUAAUUCUCUCAUCAACCUAGCUAGCAUUCAAGUGAUGAGGACAUGGAAUCUAUGCAAUGAAUAGACUCUCAGGUACGAUAUAUGUAUGUAAUGUAUUAAUAGAAUUACAUAGGGCUUUUCUGUGCUA